Messenger RNA from Tilletiaria anomala UBC 951, 4805 nucleotides. RefSeq names its product glycosyltransferase family 2 protein. Bases 1 to 4743 code for a protein of 1580 amino acids. The transcript has 4 exons. Lineage: Eukaryota; Fungi; Basidiomycota; Exobasidiomycetes; Georgefischeriales; Tilletiariaceae. Gene Ontology annotation, cellular component: cell septum; cell periphery. The record is from RefSeq and is a predicted model, not a curated record. Gene Ontology annotation, molecular function: chitin synthase activity.
AUGUCUCAUCCCCCACCUCCCCCUUCCUCUUCAGGAGCUCCCGACUACAUGGGCGGCAGCUUUUUCCACUACGCUCCUUCUUCAAGCCACCACUAUUCCUUGCAGCAUGGAUCACCGCCCCCGCCACAGCGGCCGCCUUCUUUCCAGCAGACCAUCUCGUUCCAAGAACCAACUCGACCUCCAAUGCAUCAGCAGCAGCCGCCACCUGGAAAUGGGCCCUUUCCCCCUCCAUCCCACGCGCCUCCCUUGUCCGCCCAGGCCAAGUACGAUCACAAGCCGAGCGCCACAGGGGCCAUGCUCGAAGACAACCUACCCGUUCUCUCCCAGCAGUAUGACCCUGAAAGCGGCUUCUCAGCCGCCAACCCGAACCCCAACUUUCGGAGGAAGAAGUCGCUCGUCCGACCGGAUCGCGAGCGCAUGGAUCCAAAUCAUCGCCAAUGGUACUAUCGUAACCAUGCAGCACAGAUGGAGCAGGCUGGCACCGGGCAGCCGAGCAGGGUGGGAUACAUGCCGUCCACGACGGGGCACCUGCCGCAGCACGGCGCCAUGCCUGGAGGUGCUGGGAUCGACAGCAUGGUCGGCCCAGGAGGCGGCCUGAGCGGGCUCGGGAUGCUUCCCGCGAACAACCCUGGCGGCCUCGGCGUGCUGCAUCCCAACGUGCCUCCGGGAGGUCUUGGGCGAGCUCCGCCGCCUGGGGCUGGCGGCGGCCUCCGAAGGGGCAAGUCCAUCUUGGGCAGGGAUGAGGACCAAGUGGAGAGCGCGAUCAAUGUGCUCAAACGCGGCGUCUCCCUCCGCCGCUCCAAGAGCCAGGGCGAUAAGCGCGAAGUCCCCCGAGAUCUGGGCGACUACAAGCAAUCCAGCAUCGCACCUGGUCCCGUAGGCCCCUGGAUGAUCUACUGCUAUAUCCUGACCAUCUGCUGUCCGUCUCCGUUUCUCAAGUGCUUUGGGAUUCGCACGCCGGAGCAGCAGCGCGCAUGGCGAGAAAAGUUGGGCCUCAUCGGUAUCAUCGCCCUCAGCAUGGGGGCCGUCGGUUUCCUCACCUUUGGCUUCACGCAGACUGUCUGCCCCAAGCCACCCAACCGCUACGUCGCUGGUGAUAUCGACCUGGGCUCGACCACCCUCUACGGCUAUGACUACGACUUCAACAGGUUCUACCAUCCACAAACCGGUAUUUUCAACGCCAGCGGUCCCGCGAACCAUACUGCCAUCGCCUACUCGGAACCGUGGCUCACUGGUGGCCGAGACGCCAGUCUGCUCUUCCAGCGCGUCGACGGCGCUUGCAGCAAAGUCAUCACCCUCAAGGCUGGCUCCACUGCGGCGAAGAGCGCAGCCGGCGGUCCGGCCAACUACUUCCCUUGCUACAUCAUCAACGGUAACAGCUCAACCACCUUUUACAAGGGCAAUACCCCCACCGAAAUGUGCCACUCGAGCAGCGUGCGCACCGAUUUCAUGGGCAAGCAGAGCGGCGCCGGGUGGGCGCAGCAGGGUCAGGUCUACUUUACUUGGGAUAACAUCACCAACACCGCGAGGAACUUAGUCGUAUGGAAGGGUGCUGUGCUCGACUUUGACAGGCUGCAGUUGAUCGAUACGGCCAAUGUCAACUACCCGGCCCUCUUCGACCAGGUCAAAAAGAGGAACGAGACGUGGGCCGGGCGCGAUGUCACGGCAUCGGUCAUGCGCUCGAAGCAGGACAGCGUGCUGCAAUGCCUCAAGCAGAUUGUCCAGGUCGGCUUUGUCGACUCCGAGUCGAUCGGCUGCGUAGCCAGCGAGGUCGAGCUGUACAUCUCGCUCGUCUUCAUCAUCGGCGUCGUUGCCAUCAAGUUCCUCAUGGCGGUCAUCUUUGGCUGGUUCCUCUCCUGGCGCCUCGGCACGUACGGCAAGAGCCAGACCUACGAGCAGCGCAUGAAGCGCGCCGCAGAGAUCGAACAGUGGUCCAACGACAUCUACCGCCCUGCGCCGGCCGGCUACCGUCCCAAUGCGCGCAAGUCGCGCGCCUUCCUCCCGUCCACCAGCCGCUUCAGCACGGUCAACCCGCUUAUGAGCAACCCGGCCAAGAACAGUUCGCCCAGCCGUGGCGCCGCCGGCGCCAGUGGCUCAUCAGCGUCGGAGAAGGGAGGCGGCAACCGCAGCCCCGCUACACGUGUGUCCCGACUCGGCUUUAGCUCCCCACGCGACUCGCCGCCUGGCUCCCCUUCGCUGCAUGGCGCGCGUAGCACAGCAUCACUCACGGGUGCAGCGAACAACAAGGAGUGGUACGCCGGCUCGCGGCGUUCGUCCGUAUCGGAUUCGCAGAACGGCCUCAGCGUUUGUCCGUUCCCGUUGAACAACGUUGUUCCUCAGCCUGCAUCCGACUACCAGCCGUUCGGCUUCCCGCUGGCGCAGUCCAUCUGCCUGGUCACUGCAUACUCUGAAUCUUUCGAAGGUCUCCGGACUACCCUCGACUCGCUCGCCACGACAGACUACCCGAACAGCCACAAGGUCUUGCUCGUCAUUGCCGACGGUAUCGUCAAGGGCAGCGGGUCGGACAUCAGCACGCCCGACAUCUGUCUGUCAAUGAUGAAGGAUCUUGUCCAGCCCGCCGAAGACGUCGAGGGUCACUCGUACGUUGCCAUCGCCGAUGGUCACAAGCGUCACAACAUGGCCAAGAUCUACGCCGGCUUCUACGACUACGACGACGGGACGGUCGAGCGCAGCAAGCAGCAGCGCGUUCCCAUGGUCCUCGUCGCCAAAUGCGGCACGCCACUCGAAGCCGACUCGGCUAAGCCUGGCAACCGCGGCAAGCGCGACAGUCAGGUCAUGCUGAUGGCCUUCAUGCAGAAAGUCAUGUUCGACGAGCGCAUGACCGCCUUCGAGUACAUGUUCUUUAAUUCGCUCUGGCGCGUCACAGGCGUCAGCCCGGACAACUACGAGAUUGUGCUGAUGGUCGACGCGGACACCAAAGUGUUCCCGGACAGUCUUAGUCGCAUGGUCGCUUGCAUGGUCGAGGAUACGGAGAUCAUGGGCCUCUGCGGCGAGACAAAGAUCGCGAACAAGACCGAGACGUGGGUCACGAUGAUUCAAGUAUUCGAGUACUACAUUUCGCAUCACUCGACCAAGGCCUUCGAGGCCUGCUUUGGCGGUGUCACCUGUCUUCCCGGAUGUUUCAGUGCGUACCGUAUCAAGGCGCCUAAAGGCCCGAAUGGCUACUGGGUGCCUAUCCUGGCCAACCCAGACAUUGUGGAACACUAUUCGGAAAAUGUGGUGGAUACGCUGCACAAGAAGAAUCUCUUGCUUCUGGGAGAAGAUCGGUACCUGACCACACUCAUGCUCAAGACGUUCCCCAAGCGGAAGAUGAUGUUCGUCCCGCAAGCCGUAUGCAAAACCAUCGUCCCGGAUACCUUCCGCGUGUUGCUUUCGCAGCGACGCAGAUGGAUCAACUCGACCGUGCACAACCUUGCCGAGCUGGUUAUGGUCAAUGAGCUGUGCGGUGUCUUCUGCUUCAGCAUGCGAUUCGUUAUUGCCAUGGAACUGGCUGGCACGCUAGUGUUACCGGCAGCCAUUGCAUUCACAUUCUAUGUCGCCGGUAUCGCGAUUCGCAACGCCAUUGAUCCUUCCUAUGGCCCGAUACCUGUCAUUCCGCUCGUCCUCCUAGCAGUUAUUCUUGGUCUUCCGGGUGUCCUGAUCGUGGUCACUUCGCGCAAGCUCGCAUACGUCGGCUGGAUGUUGGUCUACCUGCUUUCUUUGCCUGUUUGGAACUUUGUGCUGCCGACAUACGCCUUCUGGCAUAUGGAUGAUUUCUCUUGGGGAGCUACGCGUAUGGUGCAAGGCGAAGUCAAGGGUGAUCACGGUGAUGCUGAGGGCAAAUUCGACCCUUCCAACAUUGUCAUGAAGAGAUGGGCAGAGUUCGAGCGUGAAAGAAGACUCAAGUCAGGCACUCACUCCCGCGACUCGACGUAUGAUAUUGUGCAACGCUCCGGUUCCCCUGAUCGAGCCGGCAGCACACGUUACAGUAUGAUCUCAUCAGACACGUUCAACUCCAACCCGUCGCAGCAAGACAGCAUCUUCACACGUCCAACAACCGGCUUGCUCCACAGCGCUAACACUCAUGCACCUGAUCCUACCGAUCCCACCAAGUUUGCGAGAGCACGCCUGGACAAUGUGCCGCUGCUCGAGCUACCAGCGCCUCUUGCGCCUGACGCGACCAACAAACGCACAUCAGCUGCACCCGCUGCCGCUGGUUCCAUCGCUGUCGCAAAAAAUCGCGACUUAUCACCUGCGACAUCUAGCGUCUCUCAUACGCAGAGUAGCCACAGUGUACACGAGAGCUAUCCGCUUUCAGUAGAAUAUGCUGGCGACGAGGAGAAACGCCCGAUGAUGGGCUCGGGCGCCAGCUCCCCGGAGCUCGAGCGACAGUAUCCCGCCUUCCAGCCACUGGCCGCAGAGGUCCGACAUGGCCUUGUGUCCAGCGGGCAAGCGUACCCAGGUCUGCAGGAGGGGUCAUAUGCACAGGGUUUCUCUGCCGAACCUGAGGAGGAGCACAACCCCCAGUGGGCUGCGCCACCGGCAAAAGCUGCUGGUGCUGGUGCGCGACCCCGCGAGAUGCCCCCACCAACGGCGCCCAAUCGAGGAUUCAGUUUGGUCGACGACGGCCCAGUGGCGACGGCAGAGGGUAUGCGCCCUGUGCAGCGCGGAGCACGGCGCAUGUCAAGCCAGGCCGCCCAGAGCCCCAUUGGACGCAAUCGCAACUCACAGAUGCCGCAAUGAACUUAGAGGAGACCAGAUAUGGACACUCAAUACGACUUCACCCAAAUACGAAUGUACGAAUA